This is a messenger RNA of Aedes aegypti (yellow fever mosquito), 1264 nucleotides long. RefSeq lists its product as uncharacterized. The transcript has 3 exons. Bases 90 to 1073 code for a protein of 327 amino acids. Gene Ontology annotation, cellular component: cytosol. Lineage: Eukaryota; Metazoa; Arthropoda; Insecta; Diptera; Culicidae. The record is from RefSeq and is a predicted model, not a curated record.
UUAUAUGGAGUUUCGAGGUUAGGUCAAGCGUGCAACGAUCUCAUAGAUGGAUAGUUGUGACGGACGUAAAUAUACGUGCAUCAUAAAAUAUGAAUAAUUUCAAAAUUCUUCCGCCAUUCUUCAACAUGUGGGCGACGAAGUUCCUGUUGCUUCUUUGGUUUAGCAGCAUCCUGGCCCAAGACUGCGAGCUGAUUAGGCAUUUCGUGGGAGACUAUGCCAGAUUCAUCAAGCAGAUGUCUAUCCAAACGUAUCCGGUGAACAAAUUUUGCAGCAGUAACGAUACGGUCGCCCACUACGAAUCGGCCUUCGAAUGGUUCAAUUACGCCAAGGCUAACGAAUCCUGUGCAGCGGAAUUCAAUCACAAUCGCCUUAAUAUCGUACAAACUCUGUACGAUCAGAUGACCUCAAUCUGGGAAAAUGCCCAUUGUGCGGACUGUGUGUCCAACCAGAACGACACGGCUGAGUUCCUUAAGUUGUACGAUUCGCAACUGAACUGCACCAAGGUGAGCAAAGAUCCGUGCAAUGUGUGCGCUGGGAAUUACACUAAGCUGCAGCAAUUCUAUGAGGAUUUGGUGAAGAGUCGCCAGGGAAUCGUUUGCUUCGACAUCGAAGAUCGAAUGAACCAGACAAGAUAUGCCUGGAGCGCCGUUUAUAACUGCUGCAAAGGGAAGCAACACUCACAGAAGGCUUUCAUCUGGUUCGCUUCCGGUAUCAGCGGUCUACCGGUUGUAUUUUACAUAGCCAUGUACUUCAUUACCCAGCGGAAGGAGGCUAGGGAACGUGCCGCCGCUCCACCAUUGAACGAUCAAACUGUAGGGCAACCGGAAGAGGAACCACCGCAAGAAGCAAGCACAAGUCAGCAGGUCCGGCAAAAGUAUUUCGAUGCAGGGUCCGAUCAGUGCAGCGUUGGAGACGAACCGAAACUCAACAAUUUGAACAUUGCGCCAGGUGUUCGGGAAAGCAAAUUGAUAGACUUUCAGGAUAGCGGCAGCGAACACGUCCACUCGGUGCGAGAUUUGAAAAUGCCUUCGACCAAACAUGAUGAUGUUGAUGAUGUAUCUCUGCUUGAGUGAGAGCCAGCUGAUGCUUGAUCUGUUUCUUCAUUAAGUAGCCUAUAAUAACUAUCAGAAGGUAUGUUGUUGAAAAUAAUUGCAGCUCAAGGCUGAUUGUCCAAAAAUACUGAAAUGUAUUCAAAGAAUGCAAUUGAUUCGACUGAAAUAAAAAUAAAUUUAUGAAUAAAAAAACCUAAUUUUCAAAAAAUGUA